GGAACUCUUUAGCGAGGUUCGGGUUUCCCCGGAAGUGCUGUAUAUGUCGGUGCACAGGAUAGGUGAGACUAGCUAUGCGGGACAGAAUUAAGGUUCGGACAGGAGUGUGAUAAUGUGUUUCUGUUUCUUUAGAGUGUUGACCAUCACUGAAUUUGUAUCUGUGGAUGAAAAUCUUCACUGCGAAUCCCCGCCUCCUUAAGUGACGCUUUCUCUGAUGUUAUGCAACACACACUUUUUAACACAGAAAGUUUCAUCAGCAUAUGUAUAUAUAGGUGUAUCUGCUCCAUAGUGGAUCAUGUUCUGGGAGGUGCCAUACUUGAUACUGAGAAGACUGAGAGCACAGCGUGAACGGUUAGAAGAAGAAGAAGAAGAAAAAGAAGAUGAUAAUCAUUAUGAGUCGCCACCACGUCAGAAAAGAGCAGUUAAAAAUAACAUUAAUACUAGAAGACAGUUUUUAAGAAGACGGAGGCGAAGAAGAAUCUUCCCUGCCAGAAUAAAUCUCUCUGAGAUUGAUGAGCGCGAUAUUCAAGAACGCUAUCGUCUUAGUUCAGAUUUUAUAAUGUCCCUCUAUGAACUCAUAAAGAAAGACCUAAUCUCUACUACAAAGAGAAGUAAUGCGGUUCCCGGUAUGGUGAAAUUGCUUUGUGCUCUCCAUUAUUUCACCAGUGGUUCCUUACAAAGCACCGUAGCCGAGGCCGGCGGUAUAACCCAAAGCACGUUCAGCCGUGCUCUCUCUGAGGUUAUAUCUGCAGUCUUGAAGCUGCAAGAUCAGUUUAUAACUUUUCCCAAAAACACAGGAGGACAGAAACUGAAUAUGGCAGGAUUCCGCUGCAUCGAUGGCUUUCCAAAUGUUCUGGGUGUGCUGGGCUGUACACACAUUGCAAUCUCUCCCCCCUCAGAAAUGGAACAAAUGUAUCGUAAUAAUAAGCACUACCAUUCCAUCAAUGUACAGCUUGUCUGUGCUCCAGAUAUGAGGAUCCUGGAUGUGGUAUCACAGUUUCCUGGAUCAACACACAACGCAAAUCUACUGAAGCAAUCCAAGAUACAUGAAAGAUUUGAGAACGGAGAAUUUAAUGACUGGCUUUUGGGUGAUGAAGGUUAUGGCGUUAAACCGUGGCUUCUAACUCCCUUUGACAAACCAGUUACAAAGGCAGAAAUUCAAUACAAUAUAUCACACAGUUCAACUUAUUCUGUUCUGGAGCGAACUGUCGAGGUGCUCAAAAGUCGUUUCCGCUGUUUGGAUAAUCCUAAUGGAGUUCUGCUCUACAACCCAGAGAAAGUCUGUAAAAUUAUCCUUGUGUGUUGCAUAAUCCAUAACAUAGCGAUCAUGAAAUGUCUAGAUGUGGACAUUGCACUGGAUCUGAGACCUCCAAUCAAAGAUGAGUCUAUAGAGGAUGACACAGAGGAAGGCACUGUACAGCGGGAUAAAGUUGUAGCCGAGUUCUUUCCCGUUUGAAACUGCAAAGCUGUACCAGUCCCAGAUGCUGCGAGCAUUUCAUCCUAUCACAAUGUGCAUUUUUUUGCUAACAUAGAUCAUAGAUGUGGCAGUAUUUUUUGUAAUUUUCACUUUUUUCGCUGCUAGUUGUUACUGUUUUUAUCUGGAUCUUCCUUCUUUGUUUUUUUUAAUAUAUAAAUGUACCAGUUUGUUUUGUAUAGUUCAGUAUUGUAGCAUACAGCAUUACACAUUUUCUGUUGUUUUUAUGCCAUUUAUUUUGUUUGUUUAAAUAAAUAACUGCUUUUUUAAAUAAA
Molecule: messenger RNA, 1749 nt
Organism: Rana temporaria (common frog)
Lineage: Eukaryota; Metazoa; Chordata; Amphibia; Anura; Ranidae
Gene: MTERF4
Product: mitochondrial transcription termination factor 4
Exons: 5
Coding region: 296-1456 (386 amino acids)
Biological process (GO): regulation of DNA-templated transcription; mitochondrial ribosome assembly
Cellular component (GO): mitochondrion
Molecular function (GO): double-stranded DNA binding
Source: RefSeq, a predicted model, not a curated record